AUGGCCACACCACCUUUUCCUUUAUUACCUUCUUCGCACCCAAUAUCCGUUCACACAGCUCCACCAACACCAACCGUCGUACCUCCUCCUCCACCUCGUUAUAGUGUCUAUUCUAGUGACCCAAGAGCUCACCAAAUAAGCGAUAAUUCACCGUCGAAUUUUUAUUUUCAAUUUUAUUCUACUUCACCGACCGGAAACGAUCAAAGGUUCUUUUCUAAAGGUUUCGAAAAUCAGUCUCCGGUCUGCUGUCAUAAUAUUCUUCCUCCGAUAAACACGUCAACUCAGUUGGUCAAUGAAUUUAACACGUCAGUUAAUGAAAUUCAAAAUUCUGGUAAUAUGUUCGUAUCACCUCAACAUAGUGGAGGAGGAGGUACGACGGUUGGUGUUGGUGGAGCUGUGUGA
This is a messenger RNA of Racocetra persica, 402 nucleotides long. NCBI's taxonomy places the organism in Eukaryota, Fungi, Glomeromycota, Glomeromycetes, Diversisporales, Gigasporaceae. The record is from the annotation of a GenBank genome assembly.